AUGGCUCAAACCAUGAGCUUUUUAGUGGGUUUUGUCGGUACUGUUUUCUGUGGACACUUGGGGAAGACAGAGCUGGCUGGAGUUGCUCUGGCAACAGCUCUGAUUAAUGUCACAGGUCUCUCAAUAGGCUUUGGUUUAUCGUCAACGUGUGACACACUAAUAUCUCAGACCUUCGGGAGUGGAAACCUAUUGAAAGUGGGGGUGAUUCUCCAAAGGGCGAUCCUCAUUGUUCUGCUGGCCUGUUUCCCAUGCUGGUCCAUCCUCAUAAACACAGAGUCGAUACUCCUGGCAGUCAAACAGAGUCCUGAGGUUGCCAGGGUGGCUCAGCUGUAUGUAAAGAUUUUCAUGCCGGCUCUACCGGCAGCAUUCAUGUACCAGAUACAAUCCAAGUACCUACAAAAUCAGGGGAUAAUCUGGCCCGAAGUGAUCAUAGGGGCAGUGGCUAAUAUCCUGAAUGCCAUUAUCAACUAUGUCUGCCUCUUUGCCCUCAACCUUGGGGUAGCAGGGUCUGCUGCAGCAAACACUAUCUCCCAGUUCUCAAUGGCUUCCUUGCUUUAUUCCUACAUCAUGUGGCGAGGCCUUCACAAACCCACCUGGGGAGGCUGGUCCAAAGACUGUCUCCAGGAGUGGGGAGCCUUCAUCAAGCUGGCCAUCCCCAGCAUGCUCAUGCUGUGUGUGGAGUGGUGGACCUACGAGAUCGGAGGCUUUCUAGCAGGGCUGAUCAGUGAAGUGGAGUUGGACGCACAAUCGAUCAUCUUAGAACUGUCAUCCAUUGCAUACUUGUUCGCUUUAGGGUUCAGCGUCGCGGGGAGCGUGAGGGUGGGGAAUGCCCUGGGGGCAGGAAACACAGAGCAGGCAAAGCUGUCCGCCAAACUGGCUGUGUUCUGUGCAGGGUCGGUUUCUGUGUGCCUGGCAGUUAUCAUUGGGUCCACAAAGAACAUAAUCUCCUACAUGUUUUCCAAUGACGAGCAGAUCAGAGCCAGAGUAGCAGAAGUUAUGACGUUCUAUACUCCGUUCCUGCUUCUGGAAGCUCUCACGUGUGCCUCAGGCAGCAUCAUCAGGGGUGCUGGGAGGCAGAAGGUCGGAGCUGUCGUCUACAUCGCUGGGUAUUAUGGGAUUGGACUUCCUGUCGGGGUUUCUUUAAUGUUCGCCGCCAAACUGGGGAUCUUAGGGUUGUGGAUAGGUUUCUUCACCUGUGCCUUCCUGCAGUCGUCCAUUCUCCUCUUCUACAUAUACAAAAUGAACUGGAAGACAGUCACCAUGGAGGCCCAGGUUAGAGCUGGGAUCAAAGAUAACCAUCCAGACAUGGGGUCCGAUGAUUCCAUGGUGGGUCAGCCAGAGCAGGUGGGGCCCUACGAGAUCAACAGGAACACAGAGUUUCUGACCGAGCCUGACAACGAGCUGGCCGUCAGCGUGGCGGGAGGCAUGCUAUCCCACAAGGCACUGGUGCUCCGCAGAGGCCUGACCCUGGCUGGGAUGCUCUCCAUCCUGGCUGCGGGAAUCAUCACCAACCUGCUGAUCUCCAACUUCAUCCAUGGAGCUUAAAUGACUUAAGAGCUUCUCUUGGAGUGGGUCAGGAGGGUCUAGUGGACCCACAAGGGUCUGUAGACACAGAUCAUGUUCUUAUGGUCUUAUAGUCUGGAGAGCCCUCCAACCCAGUGGGGCUGGGUCUUCUGAGGACAAGUAGUGACCCGGGAGUGGAUGUGUUAGUUAGGAUCUCCACACACAGUAUCCUGCCCUGAGUGGAAGACAAAAAGGCCUAGACCACUAUUUUCUGAUAAUAGUACUGAUUGAAAUUCAGAUUUCUUGACGCUCUUGUGAAACUUUAAGUGUCAGGACUGUAGGAGGCGUGGCUGAGCUAUCAGUCUGUCCAAGUCAGCUGCU
Messenger RNA from Hypomesus transpacificus, 1884 nucleotides. It is a transcript of the gene slc47a3, whose product is annotated as solute carrier family 47 member 3. Gene Ontology annotation, cellular component: membrane. Bases 1 to 1545 code for a protein of 514 amino acids. NCBI's taxonomy places the organism in Eukaryota, Metazoa, Chordata, Actinopteri, Osmeriformes, Osmeridae. The record is from RefSeq and is a predicted model, not a curated record. Gene Ontology annotation, biological process: xenobiotic detoxification by transmembrane export across the plasma membrane. Gene Ontology annotation, molecular function: xenobiotic transmembrane transporter activity; antiporter activity. The transcript has 16 exons.